Molecule: messenger RNA, 570 nt
Organism: Colletotrichum spaethianum
Lineage: Eukaryota; Fungi; Ascomycota; Sordariomycetes; Glomerellales; Glomerellaceae
Product: glucosamine 6-phosphate N-acetyltransferase
Exons: 2
Coding region: 1-570 (189 amino acids)
Biological process (GO): UDP-N-acetylglucosamine biosynthetic process
Cellular component (GO): endoplasmic reticulum; Golgi apparatus; endoplasmic reticulum-Golgi intermediate compartment
Molecular function (GO): glucosamine 6-phosphate N-acetyltransferase activity; monosaccharide binding
Source: RefSeq, a predicted model, not a curated record
AUGACUGAAAAGGGUCUCUUUUCCGAUGACCUUGUGUCUCCCACGGUCGCCUCUGCCCUCCCCGAGGGCUACGUCGUUCGUGCCCUUCGCCAGUCCGACUAUACUGGUUUCCUAGACUGCCUUCGUGUCCUGACCACCGUCGGUGAGAUCAGCGAGCCGCAAUUCGCAGAACGAUACAAUUGGUUGUCCAAGAGCGACGGAUACUACAUCCUUGUCAUUGAGGACACGAGCAGGAAAACCGUCGUCGGAACUGGUGCUUUGAUUGUCGAGCGCAAGUUCCGCCUCAUUCUUAUGGAAGUCACGCUGACCCGUCGUCUUUCGCGCAGUAUUCACAACCUCGGUCUCGUCGGCCACAUUGAGGACAUCGCCGUCGCAAAGGACCAGCAGGGCAAGAAGCUCGGUUUGCGCAUUAUCCAGGCCCUCGACUUCAUCGCCGAAAAGGUUGGCUGCUACAAGAGCAUCCUGGACUGCAGCGAAGCCAACGAGGGCUUCUACGUCAAGUGCGGUUUCAGGCGAGCCGGCCUGGAGAUGGCUCACUACUACGAGGGAGACAAGAGUAAGGCCCAGUAG